Messenger RNA from Gymnogyps californianus (California condor), 2787 nucleotides. RefSeq names its product prostaglandin E synthase (gene PTGES). Gene Ontology annotation, biological process: prostaglandin biosynthetic process. The record is from RefSeq and is a predicted model, not a curated record. Gene Ontology annotation, molecular function: prostaglandin-E synthase activity. The coding region runs from base 136 to 576 and encodes 146 amino acids. Gene Ontology annotation, cellular component: membrane. Lineage: Eukaryota; Metazoa; Chordata; Aves; Accipitriformes; Cathartidae. The transcript has 4 exons.
CUGCAUUUGGACUCCAGGGGUCAAGCCAAGGUGCUGUCACCCAGGUCUGAGCAACACUGGAGCCCUCUCGCAACACAAGCAAGAUCUCCACUGGCUGUGAGUGCUGCAGGCAACCGAGUGGCACCUUCCCCCAAAAUGAUGGAAAACAAAGUGUUUAUGUCAUUUACGUUCUACAGCACAAUCUUGAUUUUAAAAAUGUAUGUCGUUGCCAUCAUUACAGGACAAGUGAGACUCAGAAAGAAGGCAUUUGCAAACCCGGAGGACGCGCUGCGCAACGGGGGGCUGCAAUACUACCGCGAGGACCCUGACGUGGAGCGGUGCCGCAGGGCCCACCGUAAUGACAUGGAGAACAUCUUUCCCUUCCUCUUCCUCGGAGCCAUCUACUCCCUGUUGGAUCCCAGUCCCGCAGUGGCCAGGAUCCACUUCUUCAUCUUCUGCGUGGGGCGCAUCGUCCACACCAUCGCCUACCUCCUGCAGCUGAAGGCGCCCACACGCUCCGUGGCCUACAGCGUGGCACAGCUGCCCUGCUUCUCCAUGGCUCUGCAGAUCCUCCUCGCUACCACCCCGUACUGGUAACGCCCAGCGAGACCGACCAUCCAAACCCCCUCGUCCUGCGCUCUGCUGGUUUCCCCGGCUGGACUGGGUGGUGCGUGUGCGAGUGUGCACGUGUGUGUGUGUGUGUGUGGGCACAUGCUAUGUUGCCAGGGAGGCCACCUGCACCCCAAGGAUGCUCAGUGCAGCCUUGAUAAAGUCCCUGUGCUAUUGAAAUUGGGCAGGAAAGUCACCAGAGAGAAGGGGCACGUCUCCCUGUAAAGCGGGAAGGGGAUGCAGAGGCAGGUUUCUCUCGCUCCUGCUAAGGGUGGAAGGGGGAAAGCACCCGGACUACCCCUCGAGGAAGGGGUUCAUUGAAGGAAAGAAGGUUUUCUGGCGCAACUGCAUUUGGAACUGGGAAGGGGAAGAUGUGCCCUUUCCCCUUGGUCACAAAUACCCUGUGAAUCAGGAAGGAAAAAUCAUGAGGGUCCCACGAAGUCUCUUGGUCAGCAGACGUGGGUGGUAGCAGAGGGGGGUUAUAAAUCAGCAGCCCUCCUCCUGCCCAGCCGUGGGGGUCUGUGGGGAGAGGGAGUCCCUUAGGUUCCCCCUUGUGCGAGGAGGACAGGAGGCAGGUGCCUGCCAGGCAGCUUAACAUGGAAGUCAAAAUCUCAGGGGUGAUGUUGUGAAGCCACCGAAGCGUUCAGUGCUCCCAGCGCCGCCUCGUCUCACGCCACGGGAGGCAGCUCCCUGCCGGGGAGCCUCGCUGCAGGCAGAAGCCUGCUUGUCCCAGCAAGGACACCCUGCAGCCGGCGUUCGGCAGCUCCCGGUCAGCAGCAGCUGUGGCUUUUCCAUCUCAAUCUCGCCGUGGCAAGACGCAGAGGGACGUGCCUGGAGCAGCCGGCAGGAAUCGCUUACCCCGUAGAGAGCCGGACACAAAGCUCUGGGACUUCUGGAAAGACUGAGAUGCUCACACAAAACAGGGGGUUUACAGUUUGCAGAGAGAGCUUUCUCCCAAGGGCGGUAUCUGCGUUCACAUGCCGCUGAUGCCUGGGAAUGCUCCCAGGGCAGCAGACCGAAUUUCUCCCUCUUUGUUUGUAGCCUUUCUCUGGCCGCAGAAUGGCCGUUGCUAUUUGGGGAAUGUGCCGUGACCGCUUUGGGGGUGUUUUCUUUCAGCUGUUUCCUGCUGUCCACUGCUGCCGAGCCGUGCGCAGCCUGGAUUAGCUGGUGUUUGCAGAAAGCUCUGGAAAUGAGCAGAGCGGCUUUGAACCUCCCCGCAGGAGAAUACCGCUGCUCUGCGGUGUCGCCUGAAAGCCGUCAUGUUGGAGAGGAGAGGCUGGGACCGGGGUAUCUCAAGAUGACGAACCCUCGUGAGCUCCUCUGCCAUGCAGCUGUCCCAAAGGGCCAAGGGCUCGUCCAGACAACAGCAGCAUGCAACGGAGCACCCCUACGGAGGACAAGGCAGGAGGAAGCCUCUGCUGUUCAGUGCCUCCUCCCUCCUGUGAGGGCAACACAGAGUUUUACUAAGAUCACAAGGGGAAACCAGAACGAGCAGAAAAUAAAUUCCCCUUCCACCUGUCCUAAGCACUAAAGCUGUUCCCUUAACCCCGCUGUCCUCGGAGAUGCUCUUACUGAGACCUCACUGAGGUCUCCGUGCACAAAGCACGGGGUGAAACACCAGCUCAGACUGAUGCUCUGAGCCCUUGCCCAGCUUGGGUAGCAGCUUCUGUGCCAGGAACUCCUCACCCCAGUGCAGAUGUGGCCUUAGGCUAAGCUGUUUGGUGAGGUUUGGAGCGGAGUGCUCUGCUCUCCCGUGGGGGGGACGCAGGGCCCGCCACGUGUGGAAGGUGGGCAGGACUGCAGGUUCAGCAGUUUGCUCUUGGCCGCUUCUCAUUUACGCAGCCUCAACAGAUGUCUGGGUAAUACGUACCCCUCUUAACAAGCCUUUUCGGCCUCAUAUGGUGCACAAGGUCUCGAACCCCUGUACAUUUCUCUGCUGCUGCACAUGCAUCCUGGUGGCAGGAAGCAAAUAUUCCCAAUAAAAACAAAUCAUUGUGCUCUGAUACAUCCUUCCUUCGGGAGCAGCAGAUGCAGCUGGGUAGCAGCUGGGUCCAGCCCCAGCAGGAUGGCUCCCCAGCUGCAAGGCGCUUUGCUAAGCCCCGCUGCAGAGCCUGGAGUGCCCUGGGACUCUUAAGAGAUGUCCCUUUCCUCUGGACUCACCCGCCCUGCAGAGGAAGCUCUUUUCCAAGUGUGCAUUAU